AUGCUGACCUACGACCCAGACACCACAGACACAACAACCGCUGAAACCUCUGAAUCUACCACGGACGCCUCCACUGCGUCCAGGACCUCUACCGGAACCAACGCCGGAACCACCACUGGGACAAACACUGGGACAAACACCGGGACAAGCACCGGGACAAACACCGACACUGCAACAGGCACUGGAACCAACUCGGGGACGACUGGCACAUCAACUGGCACAAAGACGACCGGAAAAAGCAAGACUACUACAUCCUCGAUCUCCAUUGACCCUGCUGCCGCUGCUGGCGGCGUGUCCAUGAUCACCCCCGCUUCCUCUUCCACAACCUACUACAAGAUCGGCCAGGAUGUGACAUUUGUGUGGAACUAUACCUCCCUGUCGGUCACUCCGUCUGCAGUCAACGUCGUGGCUUCGUGCAGUAUGAACUCGAUGACAUAUACGCUCAGCUCCAACAUGACCGUGAAGCAAACCGGAAGCCUCGUGUGGGAUACUGGAAAAUACCAAUCAUCGGCCACCAUUCCGUUGCUUACCGCGUCGUAUACUCUGAUAGUUUAUGAUGCCAGCAAGGAAAUCAGCGACACCGCGAGCGCGGGAUACCUGAGCUCGCAGAACGGUGGUUAUGUCUUCGGGAUGUACACCCCCCAGGCUUACACCCCACUCAAUGAAUUCAAGUGCGCUACCUGCAGCGGUGCCCUGUCCGAAACCAGUCGCCUGGCGCUCAAAUUUACUGUCGGCAUGGCCGUGAUCACCUUCGCUUCGUUCACCUGGUUUGCGGGAAGUGCUGGCGUCCUCACCAUUUGA
Messenger RNA from Penicillium expansum, 801 nucleotides. RefSeq lists its product as uncharacterized. Bases 1 to 801 code for a protein of 266 amino acids. The record is from RefSeq and is a predicted model, not a curated record. Lineage: Eukaryota; Fungi; Ascomycota; Eurotiomycetes; Eurotiales; Aspergillaceae. The transcript is spliced from 2 exons.